Molecule: messenger RNA, 6285 nt
Organism: Clarias gariepinus (North African catfish)
Lineage: Eukaryota; Metazoa; Chordata; Actinopteri; Siluriformes; Clariidae
Gene: nup205
Product: nucleoporin 205
Exons: 41
Coding region: 40-6039 (1999 amino acids)
Biological process (GO): nuclear pore organization
Cellular component (GO): nuclear pore; nuclear pore inner ring
Molecular function (GO): structural constituent of nuclear pore
Source: RefSeq, a predicted model, not a curated record
UAACUCGGACACCUCAGGAGGCUUCGGCUCGAAUCAGACAUGGCAGCGCAGAUGGCGGUAAAUUCAGGAGCCAGUCUGUGGGGCCCUCUGAAAGAGUUAUGGGAAACCGUGGAAGGAGCCGUGUGGAGGAGACAGUCUGAAAGCGUCCAUCUUCUGGAUGUGCAGUUAAAGAAACAUAAGCCCUUAUUUCUGUCCCUUUUCAAAAACCCACCAAAGAGUGCAGAGCAGAGAGAUAAAGUGAGGAAAGCCAGCACAGAGGGGAUUGCUAUUCAAGGUCAACAAGGUGCACGACUUCUCCCUGAGCAGCUUCUCACAGAGGCCUUUAUCCUGAGUGACCUUUUCGACCUGGGAGAGCUUGCUGCAUUAGAGCUUCUCCUUGCUGGAGAGCACCAGCAGCCUCAUUUUCCUGGACUGACGAGGGGCCUGGUGGCUGUUCUUCUGUACUGGGAUGGAAAACGCUGCAUGGCCAACUCUCUCCGAUCACUCAUCCAGUCACGUCAUGGCAAGACGUUCACUCUUGAGCUUAGUUCGGAUUUGGUCAAUCUUACCACACGCUUCACAGAUGAGCUAAUGAACCAGGGCUUGACUAAGCAAAUUCUAAACCUGGUGUCGGAAAUCAGCCCGACACGGGAGUUUGAGAAGCUGCAGAAAGAGCGUGGUCUUGGCAAUGAGAAACACAGGAAAGAGGUGUCUGAUCUCAUCAAGGAGUGCCGGCAAUCUCUGGCUGAGUGUCUGUUUGCGUGGACAUGCCAGUCGUCCCUUAGUAAGGACAACACAGUCGCUCUUAUCAGCCAUCUAGAGACAGUGACUGCGGAAGCUGACGGCUCCCUGGACAGCGUGAACCUCGCGUUGGUCAUGGCAUUGCUCUACUGCUUCGACGUCAGUUUUCUGGAGCAAGGCACGGAAGACAGAGAUGACUUGCUCCAGGCCCUCCCACUUGUGACAGACAAGCAUUAUGUGUUUGCGGUGCACAAUCGGGUGGUGGAGGACGGGACAUGGAAGCUGCCGGGGUUACAUGCGCUGGUGAGGUUGGCGUGGGCACUUUCACUCCGAGCGCUCUCACAGCUCCCUCAGGGUGCAGCACUUGUAGAGUUCACCGAGGCAGAUGAGGCACUGGCUGAUCAGGCAGUUUUGGGAGGAGUCUUCCUCUUUCUGACGGAGGGCGUCCUGGCAAGUGAAGCUUUCUGCCAGGAGGAGUUCUACACUCGGCGACUUCAUGCACUUAUCACUGACUUCCUAGCGCUCAUGCCCAUGAAGGUGAAGCAGUUGCGUAACCGUGCUGAUGAAGAUGCUCGACUGAUCCACAUGGCAAUGCAGAUGGGCAGCGAGCCUCCGUCGUCUCUACGGAAAGACCUGGAGCACCUCAUGAUCCUGAUUGGUGAGUUCUACAGUAAGGAGUCAUUUGGGUUGGAGCUUGGUGUGGAGUUCUGGUGUCCAUCAGAGUCCCUGCAGCACACGUCAAUUGCAGGAUCGUUUCUGGGAAUGGCCACACAGAGGCCUCCUCACAAACAGGUGGUUCUCUCCAAGUUCGUACGUCAGAUGGGGGACCUGCUGCCUCCCACUCUGUAUAUCCCCUACCUGCGGAUGUUGAGGGGGCUUGCCAGCGGGCCUCAGUGUUCCCACUACUGCUUCAGCCUGCUCAAGUCCAACGGCCCACCACACGGAGAGAAACUGCAGAGUGGUGUGUCAGGAUGCCCAGUCUCGUGGGAGCACCUGUUCCAUUCGCUCAUGCUAUAUCAUGAGAACCUGAGACGAGACGUUCCCAGUGCAGAUUUCACCCAGUAUCGCCAUCCACCUAUCAGAGGCAUCACUCAGAGGGAGCUGGACGGCCUGACUGCUUUCCUCCAACUGCUCACCACUAUUAUUACUUGGUGUGAGAAUGCGCGUCUAGCUCUGUGUGAGCACCCCCAGUGGACUCCCGUGGUGGUAAUGCUGGGAUUACUUCAGUGCAGCGUGCAGCCAGCGCUAAAAGCCCAGCUCCUGCACGCACUCGCUGCCUUCGCCAAGUCUCCAGAAAUUGCUGCCUCCCUCUGGCAGUCUCUGGAGUACACACAGAUCCUCCAGACAGUUAAAGCUCCUGGACAAAGACAAGCUGCUGGCAUAGAGAUGGAGUUGAAUGAAAUUGAGUCAAGUUGUGAGGAGUACCCUCUGACCCGGGCCUUUUGUCAUUUGAUCAGCACUUUGGUGGAGAGUGCACUUCCUGUUAACCUUGGAGCGGGGCUGCGUGCACCGGGAUUCCAGCCCUACCUCACCUUUUUGAGGGACUCGGUUUUCCUCCCUUUUCCAACACGAGCUUAUCGUCGCCCAGCCGAGAAGUGGGAGGUAGCAGAGGCUGUAUUGGAGGUGUUUCACAAGCUCCUACGGGACUACGAACCUCAGCCAGCUGACUUCCUGCAGGAGACGGUGGAGCUGCAGGGAGAGCAGGUUCCAGCCAAUAAGCCUCCAGGAUACGACAUUAUGUUCCACCUGCUGAAUGACUCUCCUGCCUUAUCCCUCUGCCUCAGCCUCCUGGAAGAGGGAGUUCGUCAGCUCGAUACCUACGCCCCCUUUCCCGGGAAGAAGCAGUUGGAGUCAGCAGUGCUGCACUGUUUGAGUCUGCUGGAUCUGGCACUGCAGAAGGAGGUGCUGUUCAUGGAUCUGCUUAGAGAGAGCCAGGCCUCAAUUCUGGUUUCUCCACUAGAGCAGUUAUUGCAGGGGGUCAAUGCUCAAAGCAGACGCGCUGACCACAUCAUUAACAUCGCCAGGUAUCUGUACCACAGCAGCUCCAACCCUGAUGCUGCAUUCCUAAGCGCUAAGAUCCUGAGACAUAUUGCACGUUACGCCAACAUCCAGGCCAGACUGGUUGGAGACUUCACCCAUGACCAUGCAAUAAGUGAGAAACUGAUGGCUGGAUUUGUGGAGUGCCUGGACAAUGAUGAGGCGCAGGAAGGUGUGGAAAAGACAGAUGACUCCGAUCCUGAGAAGCGUGUGGCCAGAAUCCGCCAUGAGACUCAGAUCCACAUCCUGAACUUGCUGAUUACGUCUCUGGAGCUAAACGGUCCCAACUUGGGCCUUUAUCUGUUAGGAUACGAGGUCAAGAAACCCGUCUCGUCAACUAACUUACAAGACCCAGGAGUUCUUGGUUGUCCACGUAGUUGCCUGCAUGCAAUACUGAGUUUGUUGCAGCGAGGCAGUGAGAGACGUUCUGGACCUGUACUUACCCAGCAAGCCCCACACUUGGCAGAACUCUGCUAUCAGGUCAUUUACCAGCUGUGUGCAUGCGCAGACACCUCUGGGCCGACUAUGCGCUACCUGAGGACCAGUCAGGAUUUCCUGUACUCUCACCUGAAGCACUUGCCCUUCGCCAUAGCAGGGAACGAGAUUGCCGCGCUCAACCAGAUGUCCUGGCUGAUGAAGACUGCGGCUAUAGAGCUCAGAGUGACCUCACUGAACCGUCAGCGCUCACACACUCAAAGGCUGCUCAAUCUUCUCUUAGACGACCAGCCACACAUGCAGCAUGCAGAUGGAGAGAUAGGUAUGGAGGAUGAAGGCAGAUCUGUUAGUGGCUUCCUGCAUUUUGACACCGUCUCUAAAGUGCGCAGGAAGCUGCUGAGUGUUUUGGAUGCUAUAAACUUCAGUCAGGAGGCGCCUGAGCAGCUGCAGCUGGACUUUUUUGAGCGCACACAGAUCGAGCAGGUCAUCUCCAACUGUGAACACGUCAACGAGCAAGGACAGACCGGCUGCAACGUCAAGCUGCUGCAUAGAGUCUUGGUUGCAGAAAUCAACGCUCUGCAGGGGAUGGCUGCUAUCGGGCAACGGCCUCUGCUGAUGGAAGAAGUGAACUCCAUCCUGCAGCAGGUGGUGGAGAGAAACCGUGUGCGACGCAGCCUAAGCGCCAAACGCCAUGCUCUGCAGAGCUGGAGGAGUCUCGUCGAGACCAUCCUCACUGCGUGUCCUGCUGAACUCAUCCCAGCUGAUCAGAGACAGCUCAUCAUCAGAGACCUGCUCCUCGACUUGCACGACAAAGUUUUAUCAGAUGACGCUGCUGUCGAAUUGAUGCCAAUCGUUGCUGGGGCAGUGUUCACCUUGACGGCUCACCUCAGCCAAUCAGUGCUAUCCGAGCAGCAGCAAGGGGCCGGACAGGAGGGUGGAUCUUCAUCAGGCUUUGCCUCUAUUGCUAACUCUGCCCUUCACCUUAUUCUGAGAAAGCUGCUGGACUUUAUCCUAUGUACCGGUGGAGGAUUCCAGCGUCUGCGCGCUCACCUGUAUGGCUCGCUUUUGUAUUACCUGCAAAUCGCGCAGAAACCUGACGAGCCAGACACACUGCAAACAGGAGUGUCGAUGUGGGAGCGUCUAACUGCGCCCGAGGACGGGUUUUCUAAGCUGCAGAGGGAGAACCUAGCCAUCAUAGAGAGCUACGGCACCGCCCUGAUGGAGGUGGUGUGCAGAGAUGCCUGUGAUGGACACGAAAUAGGCAGGAUGUUGGCUCUGGCAGUGCUGGACAGGGUGUUGUCUAUAGACAGACAGAGUCAAUGGCUGGUCUACCUCUGUAACAGCGGCUACCUGCGUGUCCUGGUGGAGAGCCUGAAGCAGGACGACGUUGCACUACAAACACUGCUGACACCCCAACCACCUCUCCUUAAACCUUUAUAUAUCUACGAAUCCAAGAUGGCGCUGCUGACCCGCGUGGCUAAGACGGCACAGGGAGCUGUGGAGCUGCUGUGCUGCGGCCUGGUGGCUCAGCUGGUCGAGUGCCAGGUGUUCCACAUGCUGCCUGAGAACGAUUCAUUCAGAGUUUUUGGACAGAGAGACCCAUCAGGGUUCAUUCCUAGUCCUCUCUCGAGAUACAGGCAGAUCCUGCUUCCUACACUCCGGCUUCUCCAAGUCAUCCUCACCUCUACUACUACACAUCACCAGCAGGGGGCAACGCAGGUGCUUCAGUGGCUGAUUGUGUACUCGGACACCAUUCAGUCAAUUAUGCAUAGUCAUGAUGUGAGCAUGGGGUCGUUAAAGGAGCUGUCUCUGCUCACGGGCAUCAUCAGUAAAACUGCCCUCCCAGGGGCCCUGGAUCUGGGGCAGGAGGUCAACAGUGCAGCCAUGCUGGAGUUCCAGGGACACAUCGGGAGAUUCCAGCGCCAGUGCUUGUCCCUGCUUGUGCGUCUGGCUGGCACUGACCGUGCCCGCUACCUGAAGCAGAUGGAGGAGAGCGUUGCCCCUGGUGACCCUGCGGACAAAAGAGAGGAGAUGGAACUUGCCAUGCAGCAGAUCUGUGCUAACAUAAUGGAGUACUGCCAGACCCUGCUCCUGCAAAGCUCAGCUGAGGCUCAGUUUACAGUCUGCCUGUUUAGCCCUUCAGCCAGCGAGCCAACAGGUCAGCUGUCUGUCCCGACUAUCAUACACCCAUGUGUCUGCUUUUGGCAUCUUCCACUAAACCUUGAUCCUUUUUGUUGCUUAGAUGUGGCAGUGCCAUCUGUGUCUCGGGUGCCCAGCCUGGGUCUCGUCCUGCUCCUUCUGAAGAACAGCACCACAGACUUCUUUAGAUACCACGACAGCCACAGACAGAGCCUAAGCAAGCUAGAGAGGCUCGAGCAGCUUGCUCCAGAAGAGCUUAAAGAGCUGUGCCAGGGUCUGGUGUCAGGAUCAAGUGGGGUGGAGAAGAUCCCGUCAGUGCAACGAAGCGUGCUGGCCAAACGGCGUCUCGUUCAGCUCGUCAAUAAUCGCGCCAAGCUUCUGGCGCUCUGCUCCUACAUCAUUGAGACUUGCCUGUUUGUGAUCUGGCGCCACCUGGAGUACUACCUCCUCUACUGCAUACCCAGUGACCCCAAACACUCUCUUCUCCCAGGAUACAGAGACGGUGGUGCUGCAGGUCUGGGUCUGUCCAGGGUCAGCCAGCAGGAUCUGGAGCAGUUGCAGAGCGACGUGGCGGGCAGCUUCACCGAGCACCUACAGAGGAAGCUGCUGGAGGUUGAAGGGCUCUACAGCAAAAGCCACUCUCGCCACACCUUCAUCCAGGCGCUGACACGCCGGAUCCGCGGCCUGGUGCGCCACGCCAAGAGCUAGACACACCCUGCGUGGGCGGUUUCAGUAGUGUGUGUGUGUAACACUGCAAGAACUAAACACAGUAGCUCUCAGAGAAAGAGCAAAACAAACAUAACACACGUGUGUUGUAAUUUAAAUCUAUCUUGUAAUGUUACUGCUUUGUUGAUGAAAUUCUCUCCCUGCAUUUUCUAUGUUUUUGAUCAUGUCUUUGGCUAUUACUGUUUUCUAAGGAAGUUAAUAAACUGAGUAAAUAACCAAGCCUCUGGU